CUUUUCCUUUCUGUUGUUGUAUGUAAGCUCCGAGGAAGGACGGGAGUAGGGCCGGCGUCGAUUAAACAAUUUAAACUAUUUGCGUUUGCCUGAUUCACGGCGCAUAUGCUUCCCCUAUCUUUUUAACUGCUCUUGUUAUCUUCAUCCUAUCCACUUGUUUGUAAAAAAACCUCUGUCCUCCAGUUAUCUUCUUCCAUCCUUGGAAAUCUAAUUUCAAUGGCGUCCAGUUCCUCCUCUAGUAUUAUGGCGUCUCCCAGUGCUAACGUUAGCAGCUAUGACGUUUUCCUAAGCUUUAGAGGCGAAGAUACUCGUGAUUCUUUUACGGAUCAUCUUUACCACGCAUUAAUACGAGCAGGAAUUAAUGCUUUUAGGGAUAACGAAGACAUCAAGAGAGGUGAAGAACUGAAGCUAGAGAUCAAGAAAGCAAUCAAAGAGUCUAAGGGUUCAAUAGUUGUGUUGUCAAAGAACUAUGCAACUUCCACUUGGUGCCUUGAUGAGCUUCUGUUAAUACUCGAACAAAGGAAGGAGUGCAAUCAUUUUGUUCUACCUGUAUUUUACCAUGUUGAUCCUUCUGAUGUCAGGAAACAAAAAAAUACUUUCGCAAUCGAAGUCAAAGCCUCUUCAAGGUGGACAGAUAACAACGUGAAGGUGUGGAAAAGAGCUCUUAAGGAGGUUGCUAAUUUGCGUGGCAUGGCCGAUCAGUCCAGGCCUGAAACAAAGCUUCUGGAGAAAAUUGUUUACUUUAUUUACGAACAAUUGGAUCAUAAAGAAGUUCAUCUUCCAAUCAAUCUAAUAGGGAUGGCUGCUCGAUACAAGGAUGUAAAUUUCUUGUUAAAUGGAUCCAAUGCUGAAUUUUUAGCAAUCUGUGGCAUGGGUGGAAGUGGCAAGACAACAUUGGCCAAGUAUAUUUUCGAUUCAAAUUGUCAGAAAUUUGAAAGCAUGAGUUUUAUUGAAGGCAUUGGUCCCAAAUGUAAAGAAUCCAAUGACUUGCUUAAGCUACAGGAACAACUUCUCAGAGAUAUUUUGGGAGGCAAUAAGAGAAAAAAACCUAGUGUUUGUCAAGGUACAUUCAAGAUUGAAGAAGCCUUACGAGUGAAGGAGGCAUUUAUUGUUCUUGAUGACAUUGAUGAAGUAAGCCAGUUGGUAGCUUUACUUGGAUCCGGGUAUAUUAACAAACAAAGCAAGAUUAUAAUAACCACUAGGGCACAUAGUAUUGGUAAAUGGUUUCAGUUCAGAUCUUGGAGGUGUGAAGAGUACCAAAUGAAAUUACUGGAUGAUGAUGAAUCAUUGGAGCUUUUAAGUCAACAUGCAUUUGGAUCCAAAAGUCUAAUGGUAGGUUAUGAGGAGCUUGCAAAACAGGUUUUGCAAUAUUGUGAAGGAAAUCCAUUGGCUCUUAAAGUGUUGGGUUCCUCUCUAGCAGAGGAUAACAGCAUCCCAUUUUGGGAAAGUACAGUGAGCUUAUUGGGAAGAGAUAUACAUGAUAAAAUUCAAAGUGUACUCAUUAGGAGCUACAGCACUUUGCCACAUGACUCUAACAAAGAGUUGUUUUUGCAUAUUGCAUGUUUCUUUGUUGGCAAAGACAUAGAUUACGUGGUGAAGAUUUUGGAGCGUGAUUACUCUGCAUUAUCUGGGAUUAAAAUUCUAACCAACAGAUGCCUUCUUUCUGUUUCACCAAACAAUAAACUGAUGAUGCAUCCAUUGCUUCAAGAGAUGGGGAGAACAAUAGUCCAUCAAGAAGCACCAAAGGACCCUGCAAAACGAAGUAGAGUCUGGCGUAAUAAGGAUUCUUAUGAUGUUCUACGAAAAGGAAAGGGUUCUGAAACAGUGGAAGGUCUAGCACUUGACAUGCAAAUGUUAGCCCAAGAGAACUACUCAUUCAAGCAUUCAGAACUAAAGACAGAUGCACUAAAAAAGAUGGAUAAACUAAAACUGCUCCACCUAAGUAAUGUGCAACUCGAAGGGUCAUACGAGAAUUUUUCAGAAGAUUUAAGAUGGCUCUGCUGGUUUGGAUCCCAAUUAAGAGCAAUACCCUCUGACUUAUCCAUGGAAAACUUGGUGGCUAUGGAUAUGAGCUAUAGCAACUUGGAAGUAUUUGAUCCGCCCAUGGUUCUUCAAUCAUUGCGGAUAUUAAACCUUAAAGACUCGCACAAUCUACUAGAAAUCCGCAACAUGUCCAGGAUCCCUCAUCUGGAGACUUUGAUUCUUUGGAACUGUCACAGUCUGGUUCAUAUUUGUGAAACCAUUGAAGACCUGACAAGUCUUGCACUACUGAACCUAACAGGGUGUAUAAACCUGUUAGUAGGGCUAAAAGUUUCUACUUCUGAUGGAGGCGUUGCAAAACAAACUACCUUUUCCUUCCCACAUUCAUUACGUCGCUUAUUCUUCAAUGAGUGCAAUAUUGAGUUUACUGAUUCUUUUUGUCUGAGUUUCAGUGUUCACAUAUCUUUGCAGUACUUGAAUUUAGGCAAUAGCCUAUUUGAGUUUCUACCUUGUUAUGAUCAUCUUAAAAAUCUUCGGGUCCUUGACUUGAGUUUUUGCUCAAGACUUAAAUGGCUUCUAUGCCUCCCAAGUACACUCGCAGAAUUAUACAUAUAUUAUUGUACAUCAUUGGAGAGAGUAACUUUUGAAUCUCCUCGUUUCACAUUGCAAGAGUUUGGCUAUGAAGGUUGUAGUAGUUUGUGUGAAAUUGAAGGCUUUAUCAAAUUAUUCCAUAUAACCAAACUUGAAGAUAAUGAUUUGGGACACAUGAAGUGGCUAAAGGAGUAUCAAAAUUAUAAGGUGUGCCUGGUUGGUGAUGAUGAGCUUACCAAAGGCAGAAGUUCAUAUUUACAGAUGUUGUAUGAAUUCGAUAUAAUGAGCACAUCUCUACCAGACAUAAAGGGUCCAAACAUGAAGCCUAAUUAUGCAUCAAAGUUAUCGUUUUUGUCCUUUGACGUUCCUUCAGAUCCCACAAGUAGGAGGCUCAAAGGACUUGAUGUAACUUUCAAAUAUACAAUAUCAGGUGAUGAGUGUGCAUGGUUCUGUAAAAUAUGUACGACCAAAGGUGUUGAUUUGAUUUACAAUCCCAAAGUCUUCGGCAAACCUGACUCUGGUAAAAUUGGUAUAUGGUUAAGCUAUUGGCCAAUUGGAAACACAUUGGACAUUGGAGAUACAGUUAAUGUCUCUAUUGUUGCCAUGAGAGGAUUGAAGGUACACGAGUGUGGUGUGAGUCUUGUUUACUCUGACAAUGAAGUAGCUGAGGAAACCUUGAUUAAUAACAAGGGAUGGGUAGAAAUUCUUGGAGGAGAUUUGUCUGGAUUUCAACUAAGCACAGGAGUGUACUAUCUUUGUCGGCGUGAUUUCUUUGAGUUGGUGGAGGCUGGUGGACUGACUCGUGGUUGGUUUAGAAUGUUAGUUGGUGGUACCAUUGACCAUACAGAGGUACAGGGAUGGAGAAAAACAGGUCGACCUAGGCAGUCGAACCCAUCAAUUACAGAGUUGAGAGCUGUUAGAUGCGUCAUCCAUGGUCCUGAAUUGGAGGAGAUGUACAAGAUGGCAGAGAUGUCAAAAUCAUCUUUUUUAGAUAAAUGUUCAGACGUCACAUCAAGCAUACUUGGGGAUACAAGUUCAAUAGCUUCUGGUUCUUCCUCAAGCAAUAAGGCUUCUCCUGAUGCUAAUGAUGGCAUCUACGACGUUUUCUUAAACCAUAGUGGCAGAGAUACUCGUAAUUCUUUUAUAGAUCAUCUUUAUUCAGCAUUAAAACGAGCAGCAAUUGAAACGUUUAGGGGUGCCCCAGAAUUCUACAGAGCUGGAGGAAUGAUGUCACCGAGAGUAAUUAAAGGAUCUAGAUCUUCAAUAAUUGUAUUGUCAAAGAACUAUGCAACUUCCACUAUUUGCCUUGACGAGCUUUUGUUGAUCCUCGAACAAAGGAGGGAGCAUAAUCGUUUCGUUCUACCUAUUUAUUAUCAAGUUAAUCCUUCUGAUGUCAGGAAUCAACAAAAUACUUUUGCAAUCAAUGUCAAAUCCUCUCCGAAGUGGACGGAUCACAAAGUGAACCUGUGGAAGAAAGGCCUGAAGGAAGUUGCUGAGUUGGGCGGCUUGGUUUGUUUGGGGCCUGAAACAACUUUUUUGAAGGAGAUAGUUGACACCAUCAACAGUAAACUUGAUGGAAAGGAAGUUCAUCUUCCACCUAAUCUAAGUGGGAUGGCCACUCGAUACCAGGAGAUCAAUUCCUGGUUAAAUCAAUCCGAUUUUCAGUUCUUAGUAAUUUGUGGCAUGGGUGGAAGUGGCAAAACAAAGCUGGCGAACUAUAUUUACAAUUCAAAUUUGAAGAAUUUUGAAAGUACAGGAUUUAUUGAAGACAUUGAUCGCAGAUGUAAGACACUCGAUGAUUUGUUUGAGCUACAGGAACAACUUCUUAAAGAUAUUUUAGGUGGAAAGAAGAGAAAAAUACCAGGUGUUUCUCCAAGUACAUGUACGUUUGAGGACGCCUUAGAAACAAAAAGGAUGCUUAUUGUUCUUGACAACAUUGCUAUAUAUAGUCAACUACUCACUUUACUUGGAACCGGGAAGAUUAAUGCACAGAGCAAGAUUAUAAUAACCACCAGGGAAAAUACAGAUAGUUGGUUUAAGUUUAGAGAUUGGAGGUGUCAAGUUCAUGAAAUGAGGGAUGAUUGAAUAAGAAUGAAUCAUUAUCUUUUAAGCCUCAUGCUUUGGUUCCAAUGUUCCUAUAGAAGAUUUGGAGGAGCUUGUUUGUAGAAAUAGCAUGAUAUUGUAGAGGAAUUCCUCUUGCUCUUGUAGUGUUCGCUUAAUUCUUCUUUAGCCAAUGACAAUAUCAUCUUAUAUUGGAAAAGCUAAUUGGAUUUAUUGAAAAAUAAAAAUUGAUUCUUGGA
Molecule: messenger RNA, 4871 nt
Organism: Lactuca sativa (garden lettuce)
Lineage: Eukaryota; Viridiplantae; Streptophyta; Magnoliopsida; Asterales; Asteraceae
Product: disease resistance protein RML1A
Biological process (GO): signal transduction; defense response
Molecular function (GO): ADP binding
Source: RefSeq, a predicted model, not a curated record